Messenger RNA from Coregonus clupeaformis (lake whitefish), 3188 nucleotides. RefSeq names its product transmembrane protein 164-like. Lineage: Eukaryota; Metazoa; Chordata; Actinopteri; Salmoniformes; Salmonidae. The coding region runs from base 679 to 1617 and encodes 312 amino acids. The transcript is spliced from 6 exons. The record is from RefSeq and is a predicted model, not a curated record.
AGUGUGUAGAGACGAAAAUUGAAAUGGUUUAGGAGGAACUGGAUGUAAAGAGCUAGACUCGUUUUGUGAACAAAGCUAUAACAUUCUUUAAUAUCAAAUAUCGUUGCAGCAAGAACUGUAUCUUGCGACGCACGUUAAAUCACAUUAGUUGUAAUGUAACCAGUUAGUUAGAUACAGUAGCUAGCUAACUUAAAAAAGCUAGCUACCUCUACACUCUCGUGUUGGAUCGAUGUAAAAUAUUUGCGGUUCUGCUGGCUUGUGACAUCGUGCAACUGGGUGCUGAAAAUGACCUCUCUUGGUGAGAUAUAGCAACGGAAGAACUACAGCUGGACGUUUUAGAGAACAACGUUAAUUGCUUGCAGUUAGCUAAUUUCCACUGAAAAUUGGUGACUUGGCCAAGACAUGCUGUUAGCUAAUCGCAGCUAUCAUUUGAAUGUCCACGUUUCCAUAUUAAUGAGAAGCAGCUAUAGUUCGCUAGAUACUCCAACACUGGAAUUUGGUCUCGCGCUGGCACUGUCGGCCACCGAGUUCCAGUCCACGCAACAAGCUAGCUGGGUAGCUAGCUGAUUUGCUGCUACUACUACUACCUGUCAAGAAUAGGAGGCGGUGGCAGCUUUGGUGGAUACAUUUCUGCCUCUGCUUUAUAUAGAUUACUGCCGAGGUGAAAUACUGCAGUUCAUGUUUCAACAAGAAGUCAGUGUACUGUCUUUUAUUCCGUCUUGUUCGUACCUUUUCCAACACGAGAAGAGGAAUAUGUCUACAUAUAAUAUUUACAGUCUUUUAGACUGGUUGUAUGGCGGCGUUGACCCAAAGUUUGAAGGCAACGGGGGCCCAGAAUGUGCCGCCUUUCUUGCACCGCAACAACGUAUCAGCGAGAGUUUUGUCAUGGUUCUGAUUUCCAUCGUACAAGUUGUCGUCGCACUGAGAAAAAUCAACAUUUGUAAAGAACUCAAAGAGAUCGCGAAAGAUGGGCAAAGGACGAAACAGGACAGUUUCGGCAAGAACCUGUUGCUGGUUGCUCUGUGUAUGACGUUUGGAGUAGAGGUCGGAUUCAAAUUCGCCACCAAGACGGUGAUAUACCUACUGAAUCCGUGUCAUGUUAUGACCAUGGUGCAGAUCUUCCUGCUGGCCUGUCCGCCAUGUAAAACAGCCAUGGUCAUCUUUAGGCUUCAGGUCCAUAUGCUGAACGGUGCUUUACUGGCCCUCAUCUUCCCUGUGGUCAACACUCGACUGCUUCCGUUUGAGAAGGAGGUCUACUACAUUCAGCAUUCCAUGCUCUACCUGGUGCCUGUAUACCUCUUCAGGAAAGGAGGCGUGUACAAACCGGAGCCCCUAAGGGAUAUGUGGUGGGCUAUCCUCUCUACUGGCAUCUUGUUCCUCUAUCACUUCCUGUUCCUGCAGGGCCUGGGCCUGAUGACCGAGGUCAACCUGAACAACAUGUUGUGUCCAGCGGUGUCGGACCCAUUUUACGGGCCUUGGUACCGGGUUUGGGCUGCGGGUCACCAGACCCUGCUGACCCUGGUUCAUGGGAAGGCCCUGACCCUCUUCUCCUACCACACCGGCCCCACCUGCAGGUACCUGCUGGACACCGCCAGACUGCGCAGCAAGGUCGACUGAACAGACAGACAUACGGACUCACACGGACGUAGCCUUUUUAUAUGUUGGGAUUUUCUAUCAACAUUUUUAAUGCAUCUUGUACCACUUACCAUAUAUUUUUUUUUAAUGUAAUGAAAUAGGCAUUUCAGGGUCAAUGAAACAGUGUAAUUAUUUUUGUGUUAGAGCUGGCUUGCAUUAUUUGCAUGCACACAUGACGGGAAGACUGCUAGAGGUGGUAGUUAUUGGUGUGUGUGGCUGGCCAGGUGAAAUGUCCUUUUGUUUCGGUCAGAUUUCCUGAACAUGAGUUACUGAUGUUUCUAAAAGUUACUCUUUAUUUCUAAAGUUGCCUUUUGUAGUUAUGUUCAGAAAAAUGGGGCUAACCCAGAUAUCACUGAAUUGUCAUCAUUACUGUACACUUUAAACUAUUCAUUUGUGCUUGCCAUGACAGUUGGCCCAGGUAUGGGUCAUGUUGCCAUUUUGUGUUUGUAUUUAAGAAAACAUUGUUUAAUCCAUUGUAAAAAAAACAUCACUUAGUGAUAUUUUGUCUGUUUGAAGAGUAACGGUUGUGAAGCAGCUGUCUCUGUCAUAUCUGUGGUCACAGCCUCUUCUGACAAGGAGAAACCUGUUCCUCACAUCUUCUCCUUUGCUGGAUCAAGUGGUAUAUCUAAAAGAGGCUCCCGCUUAUGUAUCCCAUCUCUCCAUCACUGAUUUUACAAAACUGCGGAGGUGAAAGAAAGGAUGUAGGCGGCGUUUUUAUAGACAAUGCAGACAAGUGUCUGUCCUGUCGGAUCAUUAUGGAUGAAGGGAAAUUACAGGAAGGUAUCUUGAUGUAGGUAUUUGGAUACAGCAUGGUUGUCAAAAGGGUGAGAGGAGCAAUGCCCUGUGCCUGUUGAGAGAGACAGAGAUCUUAGAGGUAGAGAUGGCUUUCAGAGAUGAUUUAAUUAAAUUGAUUUAGGGCUAUAAUCAAUCCGUAUCGCGGAUGUUUGGCGUUACAGCGUGAUUGAAAUGUGAAGGCAAUGUUCCUGCGUUGGCGGUAAAUGCUGCAUAUGUUGGCUUCAGCGAUACAGAUUGAAAAUAGCCUUUAUUGAUCAUGGGGCAUAUUCAGUGGGGCACAGCUAUCAAGGUUGCAUUUUUUUUUUUUUUUAAGUGUAAUGACGAUAAUUCUCUAUCAAAUGCCUGUUCUAUACAUUACACUUAACUCUACAUUGAGUGUUGGGGCCCAGGUUAUUUUUAAGGGGCAGCCCAAUUUCAGUCCAUAUCAUGUACCCCAAUAUACACUGGUUCUAUAUAACCGAUCACAUACUUUGUUUUAAUGUAUCUGUUUAUUGAUUACCUGCAAAUGACCUGCAUAGCUCUACUUUGGGACAGUCAUUGGGAAUCCCUGUUUUAAGGGAAAUAUCGUUUUUUUUGAAGGGGUUUUAAAUACAAUUUCCUAUUCCCCAUCACGUCGAUCGCUCCCAUUUUGUAAUGAGGGAUUUUUGUGUUACUUUACUAGUACACAUUACAAAAACAAGGGAUAUGGUAUACUUUUGUACACUUUUUCUGGGUGGAUGUGCACUGUAUUGACAAUAAAUGUGAUUUCUGCCCUUAAA